AUGUCAGACGUCUCAGUGAUAGACGUCGACGUGAGCCUGGGAUGGAACUGGGAGAUGUGGUGGACCUACGACGGAAUAUCAGGACCGGAAUUCUGGGGGGUGAUCAAUCCGGCCUGGUCCAUGUGCUCGGAGGGCAGGAGACAGUCGCCUAUCAACUUGGACCCCAGGACGCUCCUCCACGACCCCAAUCUGACACCUAUAACUGUUGAUAAGACGCAGGUACAGGGAGAGUUGGUCAACACAGGUCACAGCCUCGAGUGGCGGGUCAGGCGUUCAAGGGCGACCUCCUCCUCCUCGGUGAAGAUCUCCGGAGGUCCUCUCUCCUACAUCUACUCCGUCAGCCACCUCAGACUGCACUUCGGGGAGAGAGAUUUGCAGGGAUCGGAGCAUACACUGGCCAACUAUGCUUUUCCGGCCGAGUUACAGAUCUAUGGCUACAACUCACAGCUGUAUCGUAACUUCAGCCAAGCAGAGAGCCAAGUGUAUGGAGUGGUGGCUAUUGCUGUUCUUGUUCAGCUAGGAGACAGAACAUCGCCUGCACUUGCAGCUAUGUUGCAAGGUCUCCCAUCCGUCAGAUAUGGUGGACUGACAGCGCCUCCCCACGAACUGUACGUCAAGGAGCUGCUGCCAUCUACCGAGCAAUACCUGACCUACGAUGGCUCUCUCACGGUGCCGGGUUGCCAUGAGACGGUCACGUGGAUCUUGCCCAACAAGCCUCUUUACAUCGCUUUUAGCCAGAUGCGCAGCCUCAGGAAGCUAAAACAAGGCUCGUCAGAUUUUCGCCGGAAUGCGCCCGUUGCCAAUAAUUUUCGGCCGCUGCAGUCUGCUCAUCACAGGACCGUCCGUACUAAUAUCGAGUUCUCCGGCCAAUACCAGGGCCGGGGAUGUUCUAAAUCUGAACCGAUGUUCAGAUAUCAAGCAGUUUAUGAUACUGUGAGCGAGAGUUUGGCUGUAUUCUUAGGGACAAGUAGCUUUUGA
Molecule: messenger RNA, 978 nt
Organism: Penaeus indicus
Lineage: Eukaryota; Metazoa; Arthropoda; Malacostraca; Decapoda; Penaeidae
Product: carbonic anhydrase-related protein 10-like
Exons: 10
Coding region: 1-978 (325 amino acids)
Molecular function (GO): carbonate dehydratase activity; zinc ion binding
Source: RefSeq, a predicted model, not a curated record